This is a messenger RNA of Phytophthora nicotianae INRA-310, 180 nucleotides long. RefSeq lists its product as hypothetical. NCBI's taxonomy places the organism in Eukaryota, Oomycota, Peronosporomycetes, Peronosporales, Peronosporaceae. The transcript has a single exon. The coding region runs from base 1 to 180 and encodes 59 amino acids. The record is from RefSeq and is a predicted model, not a curated record.
AUGAUGGUCUUCAAGUUGAAGGUGUCAACAGGGAUAUUGGUGGCGACCUUGCCGACGGUGUUGUCGACCUCCCCGGGUCAAGAUCAGUGCAGUAUCAAGGGUACUCCUACUCCUAUUAUCACGGAGACGUCACAAAGCAUUACCGUUGCAGCGCUUAUCGACGGACCAAGUGCAACGUGA